GGGUUCGGGUAUUCAUAACCCCCACCCUAAUCCGCUUUGCUUCCCUCUUCACCCGCUAGGGCUUAAUCAAGGGUUUCGAAAGCCAAAACAGCGAGCUUUGAAGCUCAUCAAUGGCGCCAAUGGUCCUCAGUUCUCAGCCAUGGGUGGAGAAAUACCGGCCGAAGCAGGUGAAGGACGUUGCCCACCAGGACGAGGUCGUUCGAGUCCUCACCAAUACCCUAGAGACGGCCAACUGUCCGCAUAUGCUGUUCUAUGGUCCUCCUGGUACUGGGAAAACCACCACCGCUCUUGCCAUUGCGCACCAACUUUUCGGACCUGAACUGUAUAAAUCAAGAGUGCUAGAGCUAAAUGCAAGUGAUGAUCGUGGAAUCAAUGUUGUGCGGACAAAAAUAAAGGAUUUUGCUGCUGUUGCUGUUGGUUCAGGCCAGCGUCAAGGUAGUUACCCGUGCCCACCAUACAAGAUAAUCAUUCUAGAUGAGGCUGACUCAAUGACUGAAGAUGCUCAAAACGCUUUGAGGCGAACCAUGGAAACUUAUUCAAAGGUUACAAGGUUCUUUUUUAUUUGCAACUAUAUAAGCAGGAUCAUCGAGCCACUUGCUUCUAGAUGUGCAAAGUUUAGGUUCAAGCCUCUUUCUGACGAAAUCAUGAGUAGUCGAAUUCUACACAUUUGUAGAGAAGAAGGCCUUGAUUUGGACUCUGAGGCCCUUUCUACUCUAGGUUCCAUUGCUCAAGGCGAUCUUCGACGUGCAAUAACAUACUUGCAGAGUGCUGCUCGUUUGUUUGGCUCAUCGAUUUCUUCCAAUGAUCUGAUCAGUGUUUCUGGGGUGAUUCCCGAGGAAGUUGUUCAGGCUUUCCUUGCAGCUUGUAAGUCUAAUGAUUUUGAUCUAGCAGAUAAAGAGGUUGGUAGCCUAAUUGCAGAUGGUUAUCCAGUUUCCCAAAUGCUGUCUCAGCUCCUUGAGGUGAUCGUGAGCGCGAAUGAUAUAUCUGAUGAGCAGAAGGCAAGAAUCUGUAAGAGACUAGGUGAAACAGAUAAGUGCCUGGUUGAUGGGGCUGACGAGUACCUGCAAUUGCUGAAUGUAGCCAGUCACACCAUGCGAGCUUUUGGCAACAUGCCAGAGGAGUUUCAAUUUGAAUAGAUUUAACUGCAGGCUAACUAUUCUUGAAUUGCUUGUCUUGUCUUCCAACUCUUAGAUCUCUUUAUCAUGCUUGUGUUUCAACUAAAACUGUCAUUUAGGAAAAAAUUCAGGUUUCUAAUUAUUAAGCUCGGCUUUCAUUUCACUGUAAAUUUUAAACUAAAACCUUGCUUAUUUCAAGUUUCCCAAGGAUAGGCCUUGGCCUUUAUUUCACUGUAACUGUUCCAGAUUAUGACUAGUGAGGUUAUUUGAAAUCCUUCUGGACU
This is a messenger RNA of Dioscorea cayenensis subsp. rotundata (Guinea yam), 1399 nucleotides long. Its product is annotated as replication factor C subunit 2. The transcript is spliced from 12 exons. The record is from RefSeq and is a predicted model, not a curated record. Gene Ontology annotation, molecular function: ATP binding; ATP hydrolysis activity; DNA clamp loader activity. Gene Ontology annotation, cellular component: DNA replication factor C complex; nucleus. The coding region runs from base 111 to 1136 and encodes 341 amino acids. Lineage: Eukaryota; Viridiplantae; Streptophyta; Magnoliopsida; Dioscoreales; Dioscoreaceae. Gene Ontology annotation, biological process: DNA repair; DNA-templated DNA replication.